AUGCCCUCUCUACCUCCCACGUACAACAUUAUCCUUGUUGACUUUCCGGGCUUCGGAGAUUCGCCACUAGCAGGCGUCAGGAAACCACUUUCCGUCGAAGGGCUCGUUGUCGACUUGGCCGACCUUAUCGCAUCUUUACGAGGAAGCUCGAAUGGCUCGGCCUCGUCCAAGGUUGUCAUCUUUGGACAUUCCCUCGGCGCCAUUGUCGCGUUGCACUAUGCUGCGAAACAUCCGCAGUCUGUUGGAGGUCUCAUGCUACUCGGUCCCGGUCGAGCGGCUGGUCACGUCCCCGCUGUACAGCGGCGUAUGCUUGAUCUUGCGGCCGCGGUGAGAAAGGAAGGCAUCAAGUAUGCAGCGGAUAUUGCGACCAAGUCUAAUUUCUACGACAAUAGCCAAGACCGAAAGGUAGAUCCAGCAGCUCGAGAAGCCGUAAGGCUCGAUGUGAGCUCUGCGGACCCAGAAGCCUAUGCGCAAACAUGCGAAGCUAUUGUGGAUAGUAGCCACAAAGACCCGCAAUACCAAGCCAUCACAUGUCAUAUAGUCUUCGUGGCAGGAGAUAAGGAUAUGAUCAGUCCAGUGCAGCGGUCGCAAGAUCUCAGUAUAUUGGUUGGAGGAAAAAGCUGGGUACAUGUUGUGAAAAGUGGUCAUCAGCCGAUAUUGGAGGAUCUUUCUGGCGUUGAGAAAGCUGUGCAGCAACUAAUGGAAGCCGUCAUCGAAUGA
Molecule: messenger RNA, 720 nt
Organism: Alternaria ventricosa
Lineage: Eukaryota; Fungi; Ascomycota; Dothideomycetes; Pleosporales; Pleosporaceae
Exons: 2
Coding region: 1-720 (239 amino acids)
Source: RefSeq, a predicted model, not a curated record